This is a messenger RNA of Symbiodinium sp. CCMP2592, 5010 nucleotides long. NCBI's taxonomy places the organism in Eukaryota, Dinophyceae, Suessiales, Symbiodiniaceae. The record is from the annotation of a GenBank genome assembly.
AUGGCAAAGCCGGGUGCUGGAGAUUUGGAGGACAAGGCGAUAAAGGUUCGAGAUUACCCAUUGGAUGGACUUGCAGAAGCUUGGGACGACUGCCGUAUCGUCAGAAACCGAUUGCGAAAUGGGUUCAAUUUGCUUUGUCACCGAUGCCAUAAGCUUAAGCAGACUUUCAACACGAAAGUGGAGAGGAAUGCUCUGAAUGUGCGAGAGAAUGCAGCUGUGUUACGGCCUGUUCUUACUUACAUCGCUCGUGAGGGUGCAGCUCCGACAAUAGACCGACUUGUCGAGCAAAUCAGCAGCCUCAUGAAAGAUGCCAAAGCAGAGCUCAGUGGGCAAACUCUACAUCAACAAGCCUGGGCAAUUCGACUCCUCAUAUCACUCCUGAAGAAGAACUCUGGCAAACCAGAUCCCGUGACUCGUCGCCUGCUGAUGGAAGUGGGCUUCCUGAGCGACGAGGAGAUGACCGGCGAGGAUCCACUACCUUUGCAGAACGAGGAAGCUGGUGGUGCUGGUUUGGACGACUUGGCUGGAGUUUCCUUUGAUGGGACUCAAGCCGAGCAAGCUGGUGGUGCUGGUUUGGACGACUUGGCUGGAGUUUCCGUUGAUGGGACUCAAGCCAAAGAAGACGACGCAGCACCCGUGGCAGAGUCUCUGGUUUUUGAAGCACCCGAAGCAGAGACUCGAGUUGUGGAAGCCGAAGCAGCCGAAGCAGAGACUCAAGUGGAAACCCUUGAAGCACCCGAAGCAGAGACUCAAGUGGAAGCCCUUGAAGCACCGUUCGCAGAGACUCAAGUGGAAGCCGAAGCACCCGAAGCAGAGACUCGUGUGGAAGCCGGAGCACCCGAAGCAGAGACUCUUGUGGAAGCUGAAGCACCCGAAGCAGAGACUCGUGUGGAAGCUGAAGCACCGGAGGAGUCGCUCGAAUCUUCGAUGGCUGACAAGUGCAGUGCUGCCGAUGCCCAGGCUGGCCAUGUGGCUGAGGAGAUCUUGUCUUCUGACGAGGAGGAUGUUCGCAUGCGGAUGGAUGCCAACAUUGUGCCGCAGACGCUGGUGCUGCAGGCCAGUCCGCAGCACAGCUCCUCGGUGGCAGCAAGUGAGAUGCCUGCUGCUGAGGAUGAGUUUCCGGAGGUUACGGGGCACGAGGCUGUAACGAGAAGGGAUCAGUUCACCGUCAAGGACUCGUUGAAAGGCCAGCGAGGCCGUGGACGAGGUCGUGGACGUGGGCGGGGUGCCAAAAAAAACGCAGAGCCCGAAGGAGUUGGUUCUGCAGGCAGCACAGGGCCGGUGGAGUCGGGAUCUAGCCUCCGCAUUCGCCGGAGGGCACACAUCAAGUCGGAUGACGAGGCCGAGGAUGUGGCUUCCAAAGCUGCCAGGACAGACGAUGAUAAGACCGAGACCGGGCCCAAGGAGGGUGACGAGGAGCCGGCUGAUGCUGACGGGGAGCCGGCUGAUGGUGACGAGGAGGCAGAUCUCGACGGUGAUGGGCCCAUCCCCAAGCCGAAGAGACGGGCACGGGGCAAGGCCCACGAGGAGCCGCUUACCCGGAGUAUGCUCGAGGCUGCCCAGCACAAGACAAAGCUGGAGCUGGCAAAGAUGCAGAAGCCUCGGCCCUUGACUUUCGAGGGUGCUGUUCAUGAUCAGAACCUACCCGAUCAUGACAAUGUUCGACACGCCCUUAAGUACGAGAUCAUGCAGAACCUCGUGAUGUGCAACGAGUUUCACUCGCAGGUGAAGCACAGUCACCUCGGCGAGAUGCCUCCGCCGGUUGACUUCCUCAAGUACGAGAAGUACUGGAGCCGAUCGGCCGUUGGCAUCCGAAGGAAGAUGCGGGGCUCAAAGUUGUUCCAGCAGUUCGUGUACUUUGCACGGCCGACGGUUUGUGUUGGUACGAACAUGAUCCUCGCGAAGUAUUGUGCUGUGCUGAUGAAGGUCUUGGGCAACGAGGCGCCCAAUCAGUGCAGGGCUUUGGCCCACUACAAGGCUAUCGCUGCGACUGCACAUGCUGAUGCCGUGGCAAUCGUGGCAGUUGGCGGUUCUGCGAUUCUCCGACAAGACCCCUGGCCCAUGCAGAACUUCGCCACCGAGGCAGAGAGGUACCUCCCUGCAGCCUCUGGCCUGAAUUUGCCCGAAGUUUCCGACCACCCUGACCCAGACCGGCUUUUUCCCCGGGCUUCGCUCGGUAGAACCAUGUCGCUUGGUGGUGCAGAGACCAAGUGGUCUAGUGAACGCCUUGCAAAAGGGGCUGCUUUAGCUGCUGACCUUGCUGGGCUCGAGCUCACGAUCGACCCGUCUUUGUUGACCCGAGAAGCCCUGCUUCAGGCCAUCCAGGAGGCCAAAGCUGUGCUGAGAAAUGGGCCAGAGGCUCGCCCUUCGAAGCUGCUCGCUGUGAAGAAAGAGGCCGCUCUGGAUGUGAAGCACGAGCUCGCCCUGGCUGACACGUUGGAGAUACAGCGGCAGUUCCUUGCACCGCCGGUGGUGGGUGCAGUUCAGAACAAAAGUCCACCAGCAAAGGCAACCCAGAGUCCCCCAGCAAAGACAGUUCAGAACAGCAGUCCCGCCGGAGCCGAGAAGGGCAGUCCGCCGGCAAAGCCGGCAGCUCAAAAGAGCAGUCCCCCGGCAAAGGCCCCAGCCCAGCAGAGCAGCCCAGCAGCAAAGGCAAGCAAGGACCCACCAAAGGCGGGCACCCCAGCUGAGAAUCCACCACCGACCAAGCAGGCCGAAGCAAGCAAAGAGUCGAUCGAUGUCGGUUCUCUGCUAGAGACGAUCCGUCAUCUGCAAAGCCAGGUAGCCACACUGCAGGCAGCAAAGGCUGCCCCCGCCACCCCGGUCACGCCGCUGAACCGAAUCAAAGGAAAGACGCCGAGCCCAGCACCAUCUUCGGCCGCCACAACACCAACACCUGGCACCACAAACGACGGAGACCCAGAGGAGUCCGAGGAGGAACCGGUUAACGACGAAGACGGUAAGCUCAUGGUGGUGUCACCAGACGGAUCCAUUGCCAAGACGAGAAAAUCACACGUGGACGAGGAUGUUCGUGCUCAGUACCAGCAGGGCGGCUCAGCCCGUGAAUGGUUGGAGAUGGCCCUGUUAGAGAGUCUCCAACAGACCGGAGCAUCCAAGGCCACCUUCCGCACCACCGUGAAAGUGAUUCGCGAGAGGAUGGAAUUGAAAGAGCGGGAAAUCAGUGGGGAAUGGAUGACGGAAGAAAGGAUGCAGAAGUCCGGAGAGUAUAGCAAGCUGGAGAUCAAGUCGAUCGUCGCCUACUGCUCGAAGUUUCCGCAGGCACUGUGCCGGAAAUGGAAGUACAAUGCCAGUAUCCUUGAAUACUUCGUGGAGACUUCUACGAAGCAAGUCAUCAAACAGUCCGAACUCCUGAAACGCCACGAGAACACAAAUUUGGGAGAUGCCUGGCCGCAGGAAGGUUUUUACACCCAGUUCCCAGUGACGGAAUCUGAUGCACCACCCCAAGAGCCUGGAAGCAUGGACUGGACGAGCGAGCAAGGGCUAAACCCGGUACCCGAAACUGUGGGCACCAAGGCUGGGCGGGGAAUCGUGUUUGAGAUGACUAUACAAUGCUCACCCUUACCUGGAAUCUUUGCCUCUCGCCUUCAGACCCUGCCGGAUCUCACGAAGCUCAUGGACUCGGUUCAUGCUCAGAUGCUUAACAUCAACAAGAUUCAGAAGCAGAUCCAGGACUCGGAGACAGGGAAGUUGCCGCCACCGAAGGUUGAGUUGAUGAAGGACCUCGAGAAGAUCGACAACAACUUUAAGGACUGCUACCGCCAGCUGGCCGAUUUCAAAGUGGACCUCACCCUCCAGGAGGAGGAGGAACAGUACCGACUCCGGCCCGAGAUGUACGAUGAAAUUCUGGAGAUCGCUGUGAGAUCGCUGGAUGAUGCAUGCCGCAAAGGUGUGCUUUUGAAAUCUGGCAAGCGGGUGCACUUGGUACCACUGGGUCAAAGGGGCGAUUGGUCGUCCCGAACAGCAGCCUAUGCCGACACAUUUCACCAAGAGGCUCCUUGGAGACGGGAGCCUGUGUUCACCAGGGUUCUUAUGCACGAGCCCGACAAGAAGGAGGCUUUCCAUAAGCCAGACUUGUUCCAUUGUGUGAAUAUGGGAGUGGGCAAGACCUUUGCUGCAAGCAGCUGUGUCAUCCUCUUGAAACUGUGCCCUGGGGAGACUCCUGAUGCACAAGUCCGUCAACUUUCCAGUUGGUUCAUCCAGUAUUGCAAGGACCCGUGGUUUGCGAAGUUUGCAAUUUUGGAAAAUCGCAAGACGAGCUAUAUCCAGCAAAUAACUCGGGAGACCCUGGGAUGGAAAACUGGUGCUCAAGAUCCUCAAGGAUCCUGGAACAAGGCCGAGGUCACCACCACUAUGUGCCAAUUCGUCGAAUGGUUUUCCCGCUUCCACGAGUGCGAAAAGAGUGCCGAGGAGAGACUGCGACUGAUCGGAUCUGGGAGCCGUGCUUUGAACACGUUCAUGCGGCUUUUGUAUGCUGCUGACCUUUGGAUAUCGGCUUCGGAAGCACUGAGAAUUGCAAAGGCAGGCCGGCAUUUUUUGGAUGCUUAUUCUCGGCUGGCCCAGCUGUCACAUGCUGCUGGGGAGUUGCGGUAUGCCAUGAUCCCGAAGAUCCACAUGGUUUGGCAUGUGGUGGAGAAUAUAUACAGGCAGGCUGAGAGACAUCCUGUUGUCGAAAAUCCGAUGGCAGAAGCAGUGGCGGUCGACGAGGACUUCAUCGGCCGUUAUUGUGCUCUCACGAGAUCGGUGUCGCCGAGGACCAGGAUACUUCGUUCUUUGGAACGAUACUUGUGUCAGGUCCUGCUACUCUGGAAGCGAGGCGACAGCGAGCCGAAAAAACGAGAGAUUCAGCUCUUCCCAAUCCCAAGAGCAAGUUUCAAACAUUGUGGGCUUAGAUUCAGCUCUCGUCAAUCCCAACAGGAAGGUUCCAACAUUGUGGGGUUAGAUUCAGCUCUCCCCAAUCCCAACAGGAAGUUUCGAACAUUGUGGGGUUAG